AGGAAAAGCGUCAGUGGUUACAGUCUAACACCUCGGAGUAGUCCUGUGACCUGAUUUGAGGCAUUAAUAAUAUAUUAAUUGUACUGGAUAGUCAGUUUGGAUUAUACUAGUUGUUUGACAAAGUUUCCCGUUCUAAUGAAAUAAAACACAGCUAAAGCUAGGGUCGACUGAGGAGGAUGUGGUUUAUAUGCUAUUCAUUGCAACGAGCUAGCUAGCCGACUAGCAAUAGUUGAAAGAUAUAAACGUUGAUUACGAGUCAAGCGAAGCAGUAGAGACUGAAACAGCACGGAAUGUAGUGUGGAAGUGAGCUGACAGCAGUCAGAGACAAGUGAGACAAGGCGAGGCGGUCGGGCAAGAGGUCAGCGUCGGGCGGUCACCAACUCAUCAUGAGGGUGCGCUUGUCGCGCAAGCUGGGCCUGCUGGCCAAGGCGGGCAUGGUGCUGUGGCUCGUGUGGGUCACCUACCUGCUCGUCUCCCGCGCCGCCUUGAUCCCCUCCCCCUCCGCGGACUCCGCCGGCUCCAAAGACGAGGCGGGCCCGGCGGCGGCGGGCGGCCGGGUGGAGCGGGCGGCCGAGGCGGAGGACGCCGAGGCCCUGCGGCAGCCCGUGUACCGGAAGCCGGCGGCGGACAGCAACGCGCCGGGCGAGUGGGGCAAGGCCACGCGGCUCACGCUGACGGACGACGAGAAGAAGCUCCAGGACGAGACCAUCGAGCGCUACGCCAUCAACAUCUUCGCGUCGGACCGCAUCUCGCUACACCGCCACAUCCAGGACAACCGGAUGCACGAGUGUCGGUCGAAGGUGUUUGACGUGCGGCAUCUGCCCACCACAUCGGUGGUCAUCGCCUUCUACAACGAGGCCUGGUCCACACUGCUGAGGACCAUCCACAGCGUCCUGGAGACCACGCCCGCCGUCCUUCUGCGUGAGAUUAUCCUCAUCGACGACUUCAGCGACCGCAGCUAUCUGAAGACCCAGCUGGCGGAUUACAUCAGCAACCUGGAGCGCGUGCGCCUCAUCCGCACCAACAAGCGCGAGGGCCUGGUGCGGGCGCGACUCAUCGGCGCCACCUACGCCACGGGCGACGUGCUCACCUUCCUGGACUGCCAUUGCGAGUGUGUGCCCGGCUGGAUCGAGCCACUGCUGGAGAGGAUUGGCGAAAACGAGAGCACCAUCGUGUGCCCGGUGAUCGACACCAUCGACUGGAACACCUUUGAGUUCUACAUGCAGACGGACGAGCCCAUGAUCGGGGGAUUCGACUGGCGUCUGACCUUCCAGUGGCACGCCGUGCCCCUGCCAGAGCGGAGGAGGCGCAAGUCUCGCAUCGACCCCAUCAGGUCUCCUACCAUGGCUGGAGGUCUGUUUGCGGUCAGCAAGGCCUACUUUGAGUUCUUGGGCACUUAUGACAUGGGCAUGGAGGUGUGGGGAGGAGAGAACCUGGAACUGUCUUUCAGAGUGUGGCAGUGUGGAGGCUCCCUGGAAAUCCACCCCUGCUCCCACGUGGGCCAUGUCUUCCCCAAGAAGGCCCCCUAUGCCCGGCCCAACUUCCUGCAGAACACUGUCCGAGCCGCGGAAGUCUGGAUGGACUCUUACAAGCAUCACUUCUACAAGCGAAACCCGCCGGCCCGCAAGGAGUCGUACGGGGACAUUUCGGAGAGGGUGGUUCUGAGGCAGCGACUCAAGUGCCAGAGCUUCGACUGGUAUCUGAAGAAUGUUUACCCAGAGCUCCAUGUGCCUGAAGACAGGGAAGGCUGGCACGGAGCGGUCCGCAGUGCAGGGAUCCACUCGGAGUGCCUGGACUACAAUGCCCCGGAGCACAGCCCUACAGGUGCACACCUGGCCAUGUUUGGUUGCCACGGCCAGGGCGGCAACCAGUACUUUGAGUACACGUCCAAGAAGGAGAUCCGCUUCAACUCGGUGACGGAGCUGUGUGCCGAGGUGCCGGCGGGGCAGAACUACAUCGGCAUGAGGCACUGCCCACAGGACGGAGCUGCUGUGCCUCCCAGCAUCGUCUGGGAGUUCAGAGAUGACGGGAGCAUCUACCAUCCUCACUCGGGCAUGUGCGUCACCUCUUACCGCACACCGGAGGGACGCGCAAGCAUCCAGAUGAGCAAGUGCGCGCCUGGAGACAAGCACCAGCGAUGGACGUUUGAAUAAGGGAUUAGGGAGAGUGUGUGUGUGUGUCUGUGUGUGUGUGUGUGUGUGUGUCUGUGUGUGUGUGUGUGUGUGUGUGUGUGUGUGUGUGUGUGUGUGUGUACUGUGUGUGUGUGUGUGUGUGUGUGUGUGUGUGUGUGUGUGUGUGUGUGUGUGUGUGUGUGUGUGUGUGUGUGUGUGUGUGUGUGUGUGUUGGAGGGAUGUACUGUAGCUCCGUGAGACCUAAGUGCAAUUACCAUAAUGGACUUUGAGAUACAAGGCUUGGGAGCAAGCAGGAAGUGCCCCUGCUGUGCCUUCUGGAAUGCUGCAGAUCAGACUGAUCUGUGCCCAUAUGCCUUUUGGGCAUUAAAGGGGACCCCAGAAGUAAAGUGCCAAUAUCUUUAUGUUUUAGUGUUUAUCGUUGUCAGUCCUUUAUCGUUGUCUUCUUUCAAAAGGGACGUCCAAGAGAUGUGUAGCAGACCAUUUCUGGCUGCUGUAGGCCAGGGUUGAAGGACUGCAAGAGCAAUACAAGGCUGUGUAAUUUCAUUUAAAUUUUGAAUUUUAAUUUAAUCGUAACUAGGAUCGUGUAGGCUCAUUCUGACCACGAACGAAGUACUGCAAGAGCAAUACAAGGCAGUCUGAUUACAAUAAGCCCAGUCCUGCCGGAGGGCUUGAUUCGUACCAACACCAUUACACUACGCAGCUUGGCGAAUAUCAUAGCGGCCUUCCACCUUACCUUUAGUUCAAAUUCACAUCACAAAAGAACGGUGUUGGCAAUGGGAGAGGAGUGGGAGAUUUGUUUUGUUUUGUUUUGUUGUUCAUUCUCUGAUCCUUUUUUUUCUCUUGUUUUGAUAUUGUUUACACACCAUUGCCUCUCCACCGUGGGUCUUAUGUGUUGUCGUUCAUGUCGUCUGUGUGUGUCAGCGGUUGCAUUGAAGAGAUUGGUUUGUCUGAGAUAAACCCCGACGCCAGGGAGGUGUGUUAAUACCGUGUCAGUUCCUUCAGCUAGUGUGGGGUUUUACCCUCCGUCCCGUGCUGGAGGGAUUCCCAACCAAUGAGGAGCCAAUUAAAAUAAUCUCCCAUCUGUGAUGCCUUUUUCUAUUUCGGGGAUUCGAGGUGCGUGUGUGUGUGUGUGUGUAUGUGUGUGUGUGAUCGGUGGGGAGUGGGGUGAUGAGAGCUGGUGUCUUUUUUGAGAUUAGAUUUAAACUUGACUGCUCAGAUUGCUCAUAGGAGAGACGAGAGAGAGGGAGAGACUGAGGGAGGAUGUGUUUUUUCUCACACUCCAGAUGGGACCAUGGGAACUCACUGUGCCUCUGUGUUUUCUACUGUGCCUGAGUAGACUGAUCAUGUGCUGGCCUAAAUAUAGAGAACUACCGUAGGUGUCUUCUAUUUGACCUCAUGGAUACUGUGUACAUUAUCUUAUAUUGUUGGCCAUUCCAGUUUUCACAAUGCUGAUGCCAUGCUUGUCCAAUUUAGAGUGUUAGAGGAGGCUUUCUUUCAUGUCAGAGAUGCUUUAAUUCCUAUGCGUUCUAAUUGUUUGACUGUUCUAUCUGUUUCGAUCUGCCGAUAUGGAUUAAGUGUGGUUUACAAGAGUUGUGUCAUUUGGCAUUACUGGUCUGUUUUUCCUGGUGCAUACAUGUGCAACCUGUUCCAUAGACCUUAUAUGUUAUGUAUUGCAUAGCACUUAGGGACAGCAUGUUGUGAGUGUUGACCAAAGUGUAACUUCAGCUUUUUAAUUGUCCUUAAUACAUGCUGAGUCAAAGCUUUUCGUGUUAUGUGUUAAUUGUCCCAAUGGCUUAUGUUUUAAUCACUGAUUAUUGCAUGUAUAAGCUUUUUGUUUUUUUUAACACAAUGCCAUGUAUAGUGUCACUGUUUGCACUCAUUCAGUAGCCAGCUGUAACUCUGAAGAUGCUUCUGAAUGGACUCAUCACGCAUCAUCUUCUGUGCUUUUUUGCACUAUGGCGUGACUCAGAAGUGACACGUCCUUAUCGGGAAAGUGACCUUGUUUUGUUUUUUUACCCCCCACCCCAAUUCUCUCAGCCCAGCGCAUUCAUAUCUGUGUCUUUAAAAAAUGAUUCUCAAUUUGUAAAGGGACCUAAGUGGGACUGUGCAAAAAAUCUAUAUAUUUUUUAAAAUAAUAUGUGAUUGAGGCCAAAUGAUGAUUAAAGUUGAUUCU
Messenger RNA from Sardina pilchardus (European sardine), 4305 nucleotides. RefSeq names its product POC1 centriolar protein homolog B (Chlamydomonas), like (gene galnt4). The coding region runs from base 387 to 2153 and encodes 588 amino acids. Gene Ontology annotation, molecular function: polypeptide N-acetylgalactosaminyltransferase activity. Gene Ontology annotation, biological process: protein O-linked glycosylation. The transcript has 11 exons. Gene Ontology annotation, cellular component: Golgi apparatus. The record is from RefSeq and is a predicted model, not a curated record. Lineage: Eukaryota; Metazoa; Chordata; Actinopteri; Clupeiformes; Clupeidae.